This is a messenger RNA of Diplodia corticola, 1155 nucleotides long. RefSeq lists its product as uncharacterized. Gene Ontology annotation, cellular component: elongator holoenzyme complex. Gene Ontology annotation, biological process: tRNA wobble uridine modification. The coding region runs from base 1 to 1155 and encodes 384 amino acids. The record is from RefSeq and is a predicted model, not a curated record. The transcript is spliced from 2 exons. NCBI's taxonomy places the organism in Eukaryota, Fungi, Ascomycota, Dothideomycetes, Botryosphaeriales, Botryosphaeriaceae.
AUGCCGCCGUCCUCGUCGCGCAUUCCGCCCUUGCUACAGCCAUACGUACGCCUGCCUCCAGCUGGCUCGCUACACCUCCUCACAAGCGUCCUCGGCGCCAGCACCAAUUGGCUGGUCAUACGGUACCUAUGCGGCGCCUUCGCCGGACAUGAUGCGCGGAAGCCCGCCACGAGCCCAGAUGAGAACAACAACGGACUGAGAGGCCAAGAUGAGGAUACGGCCGUGAUCCUCGUCAGCUUCCUGCGGGAUUGGGAUUUUUGGAAGACGGAAAGCCGCAGAGCUGGGGGCCUCGAUCUCGCCCGUCUCGCCCAGCAGAACCGCUUCGCCUUCGUCGACGGCCUCUCCAACCUCUUCCUCCCCGCCGACGCCGCCUCCGACGCCGCACCAUCCCCCGUCCCCACCGCCGCUCAUCCCAGCUCGCCCAUGCCCGUCCGCUCCGGCCGCACCAUCACGCCCCGCACCCUUCCGCAAGCAUCACCACAACAACCCUCCGCCGCGCCAGCUGCAACCCCAACAGCGCCACCACCACCACCGACCUUCCGCCUAACCAGCCCCACCCUCCCGCACCUCGAAGCCGUCGUCCAAAAAGCCCGCGCCCAUCUCCUCAGCACCUCACCCGCCCGCCGCAUCCUCCUCGUCCUCGACGCCCCAGACCUCCUCCUGGCAGCCACCGCCACCAGCACGCCAACAACAGCAACAACAACACCCGCAGACUUCGCAUCAACCCUCCUCGCCCUGCGCGCCGACGUGCACGCCGCCGUAGUCUCGGUAUCGGCCGACGCGCCGCUCGUGGCGGCCGCCGUGGACGCGGUGACGGCGCAUCAGCACGACAACAGCGGCGACAAGGGAGGACCGUGUGGUGGCAGUACGCCGUUGGAGGCGGCGCAGGCGGCGCUGGUGGUUGGGCUGGCGCACGGGGCGGACUGGGUGGUGAGUUUGCGGUUGCUGGACACGGGGUUUGCGGCGGAUGUGAGUGGGGUGUUGAGGGUUACGAGGGGGGAUAACGCGGAUGAUGAUGGGGACGGAGAGGAGGGAGAGGGGAGCGGGAGCGGGAGCGAAGAGCGGAGGAUGGAGGAGAAGGAGGUUUUGUAUUAUAUUGGUGGGGAUGGGAGCGCGAAGGUGUUUGAGCGGGGGGCUGGGGCUGGGAAUGGCUGA